AUGCACAUCAUUAAACCCGUCUGGCUCACUCACGGAGGCGAAAAGAAGGAUUUUGAGGUCUACAGCUGCCACGUCUCCCCCGAUGGCUCACGCCUGGUCACUGCCGCUGGUGAUGGCUACGUCCGUAUUUGGUCUACUGAAGCCAUCUACAAUGCUGGCAACCCCAAGUACGAUAAACCCCGCCAGUUGGCAUCCAUGAGUUACCACUCAGGUACCAUUCACACCGUCCGUUUCUCCCCUGGCGGCAAGUUUCUCGCGUCUGGCGCCGACGACAAGAUUGUCUGUAUCUAUUCCCUCGAUUCGGGUCCUCCUCAACAUGCGACUUUUGGCUCCAACGAAGCCCCUCCCGUCGAGAACUGGCGUAUCUUUCGAAGACUGAUCGGUCAUGACAAUGAUGUUCAAGAUUUGGGAUGGUCUUACGAUGGCACUAUAUUGGUCUCGGUUGGUUUAGACUCCAAAGUCGUUGUCUGGUCCGGCUUCACCUUCGAGAAACUCAAGACUCUCCCCAAUCAUUCCAGUCAUGUCAAGGGCAUCACGUUUGAUCCCGCCAACAAAUACUUCGCUACCGCCAGCGAUGAUCGUAGCAUUCGGAUCUUUCGAUUCACCUCCCCGACUCAAAACUAUUCUACUCACGAUGCGGUUAACAACUUCAUCCUCGAACAGACCAUUCUACAACCAUUUGUCAAUUCCCCUCUCACCACUUACUUUCGGAGAUGUUCCUGGGCCCCGGAUGGUCUACACAUUGCGGCAGCAAAUGCCGUCAAUGGUCCUGUGAGCGCCAUCGCUAUUAUCAAUCGAGGUUCAUGGGACGCCGAUACUACUCUCAUUGGCCAUGAAGGUCCGGUCGAAGUCUGCGCAUUUUCUCCUAGGCUCUACGGUCAAGACCCAGAUGAUCGUCCAAUGGGAGAUGGUCCUGCACCACCACAUACCACAGCCAUCGCCUGUGGAGGAGCAGAUAAAACCCUGAGUAUUUGGACAACAAGUAGCCCUCGGCCUCUAAUCGUCACUCAAGAUGUUUCCAGCAAGCCCAUAUCCGACCUGGCAUGGAGCCCAGAUGGGCAGAAUCUAUAUCUUACUGCAUUAGACGGCACUAUCUUUGUUGUCAUGUUUGAACCAGGUGACCUGGGCUACGCCAGACCUGUCGAGGAGAACGAUCGAUCACUUAGUAAGUUCGGUACUUCGAGGAAAGGUCUAGGCUUUCCAGAAACGACGGAUGCUUUACUGUUGGAAGAGAUGAGUAAAGCAGGAGAGUUGAAGGGCUUGGAGGGUCGCAUGGGUGCAUUGAUGGGUGACUCGAAUUCAUCACAACCUGCUGCAACCUCAACAACCACAACCACCAACACCGCACCGGCAACGAAUGGUACUACAACCACAGAAACUCCCACAAAUGGCACAGCAGUCACAACGAAUGGUGUUGCUGCAGCUGCCAAAUCGCAAGAUGACCAAAACCAAGCCAAGCUUGAGCGACUGAAAAAUAGAGUGGAAAUCACAAAGGAUGGUAAGAAAAGAAUCCGUCCGCUACUGGUCUCGGGCGCCGGUGGAGCAGAAUCCUCCCUACCUCAGACAAAACUGGUCAGUGCAAGCGCGAAUGUUCAGACCUUGGAUACGCCACAAUCAAUCCUUGAUCUUUCGAAACCGUUCGAUGGUCUCCCUAAAGGCGGCCUAGCCGCCCUUCUACUUGGGAACAAGAGAAAAUACUCUCAAAUCGAUGGUGAAGAGGACGGGACAACCGAGAAGAGAGUGAUUGCCGCAAGCCAAAAAGGAGCAACACCAAUCCUUGUCAAUGGCACAGAAGGUCUUUUGCCUGCUCAACCUCAGCCGGCCAUCAGUGGUCAGCAAGUGACACCCGAAUUCAUUCGUCCUGCUGUCAUGAAUCCAGCUUUAAGUGUCAGUCAAUUGAGAUUGGCAGUGCCUCGAAUACGAACACAUAUUGUUCAAGGUAUUGACUCGUCAGGAAAACCAGGCGAUGUCUCAGCUGAUGCUCUGAGCAAAUCACGAGCAGAAUUUGUGUUUGAAGCGAAGAACCCAUCAGGUCCAUCCUUGACCCAAAGAGCUCAAGAUCGAGAGCCUUGUCGAAUUACUUUGACAAGAAAAGACCAACCUCUGUGGCAAGACUUUCUUCCUCGAGCGGUCCUUCUCGUCACCGGCAAUCAGUCCUUCUGGGCAGCUGCUGAUGAGACCGGGUCGAUCUAUAUGUGGACUCCAUAUGGUCGACGACUCAACAGUGCUAUCGUCAUGGAAGCGCAGCCUGUCAUCUUAGCGUCAUAUGAAUCAUGGCUGCUAUGUAUCACGGCAGUGGGAAUGUGCUAUGUUUGGAAUGUCAAAACCAUGUCAUCACCACAUCCUUCCGUGUCAUUGGCUCCCGUGCUGGACGCUGCUAUUCAUUCAUUGGCGGCUCAUCCCACUGGUGCUCCGGCUGUCACGCAAGCUCGUCUCAACUCAGAAGGUCGGAUUAUCAUCAGCUUGUCCAACGGAGAAGGAUAUUCAUAUUCACCUCAGAUGUACUGCUGGCAGAGGCUGUCCGAAGUCUGGUGGGCAGUUGGUAGCCAGUAUUGGAAUACCACUGAUACUUCUGUCGGCAAUAUUAAGUCUUCCAAGGCGCAGUCCAGUGAUGAGAAGGCCGUAGAUCUGUCCUCCGGAGUGAUUCCGUGGUUGGAGAGAAACACCACGUCAGAAACACUGCUACGCGGUCGAGCAUACUUCUUACAACGACUCAUCAAGGUCCUGCUGUCACGAGAAGGGUUUGAGAGUUUUGAGUCGGGUGUAUCUAUUGCGCAUCUCGAAAACCGAAUUGCCGCUGCAUUGAUGCUUGGAGCCAAGGAUGAAUUCAGGAUCUACGUUUUGAUGUAUGCGAAAAGACUCGGUGCAGAAGGAUUGAGGCUGAAAGUCGAAGAACUUUUACGAACGCUGGUUGGAGGAAUCGUGGAGCAACCUUCGCCCGAGCAGGGGAUCGCUGCCAAUAUCAAUGUUGUAGAAGGUCGUAAUUGGCAGGAAGAUUCGAAGACUAUCUGUGGAUGGCCUCGGGAAGAUCUUCUAAAGGAUGUGGUCCUCAUUCUUGGAAAACAUCGCGACUUGCAACGAAUAACGGUUCCUUUUGCCAAAAUGCUUGGCCUCGUUAACGACACCGCCUCGGCGUCGAUGGCGAAAGCGACAGAUGGGGGUGGAGAGGCUAUGGAUUUGUAG
Messenger RNA from Exophiala bonariae, 3183 nucleotides. It is a transcript of the gene HIR1, whose product is annotated as HIR complex subunit. Gene Ontology annotation, molecular function: nucleosome binding; protein binding. The record is from RefSeq and is a predicted model, not a curated record. Lineage: Eukaryota; Fungi; Ascomycota; Eurotiomycetes; Chaetothyriales; Herpotrichiellaceae. The transcript is spliced from 5 exons. Gene Ontology annotation, biological process: chromatin remodeling; DNA-templated transcription; regulation of DNA-templated transcription. Gene Ontology annotation, cellular component: chromatin; nucleus; HIR complex. Bases 1 to 3183 code for a protein of 1060 amino acids.